CGCAGCGCGGCGUCCGGUCUUCCUUCCGAGCGGUGGCGGCGGCGGCAGCAGCUGCCCUCUCGCCUGCUCGCCGUGAGUGACUCCUCAGCCGCCGCCCCCUAGCCGAGCCCCGCCGCCGAGCGAGCGAGCGAGCCCGCUGCUGCUGUUUCCCGCGCGCCGCGCUGAGGCGAGCUGGGCGCGGCCAGCCAUGCAAGCGCGGCGCCUGGCCAAGCGCUCCAGCCUGGGGAGCCGGCGCCUCAGCGCCUCGCCGUCGGCCGCGCAGCCGUUGCCCAAGCUCGACAACUCGUGGAGGCCGCCCCGGCGGGAGGGCUCGGCGGCCGCCCUCGAGGAGGAGGACGAAGAGGAAGACGUGGUGGUCGACGUGGAGGAGGACUACGACGCCGACGAGGCGGAGGCGGGUGGCGGCGGAGGAGCGGGAGGCAGCGGCAGCCCGCCGCCGCCGGCGGAGCACACCGGGCCGGGCAAGGGCCACGCGGCCGCCCGGGGGAGCCUCAAGGCAACCAGCAUAAAGCGUGAAAUGACCUUCGCAGCAUUUCAGCAGGAGGAGCUAAAAAGUGAUCUGAAUCAAAAACUGUCAGACCAACAUUUUUUUCUGUUGGCGAUGAAGGAAGAGGAUUCAAAAACAGCAGACACCAAAAAACCUGGCAGAGUCCAUGAGCAUGAGAAAGAAAGCACCCGCUCCAUCUGCCUUCUCGAGCAGAAACGCAAAGUUGUGUCUUCAAAUAUUGAUGUGCCUCCUGCAAGAAAAUCUUUGGAAGAACUGGAUAUGGAUAAAGUCACAGCAGCUAUGGUCCUAACCAGUUUAUCCACCAGCCCUUUGGUCCGCAGCCCUCCUGUCCGACCCAAUGAGUCCUUAAAUGGAUCUUGGAAGGAAGGAGGAUUCGUGCCUUCGAGUACCAGCAGCAGCGGGUAUUGGAGCUGGAGUGCUCCAAGCGACCAGUCAAACCCAUCCACCCCUUCGCCCCCUCUUUCUGCCGACAGCUUCAAACCAUUUCGACUGCCCUCCCAGACAGACGACGGCAUUGACGAAGCUGAAACUAGUAGUCUCCUCUUUGAUGAGCCCAUUCCUAGAAAGAGGAAGAAUUCCAUGAAGGUGAUGUUUAAAUGCCUUUGGAAAAACUGCGGAAAAGUACUGAGCACAGCCGUCGGUAUUCAGAAACACAUCCGGACCAUUCACCUUGGACGUGCGGGAGAGUCUGACUACAGUGAUGGAGAGGAAGAUUUUUACUACACAGAGAUACGCCUCAACACUGAUUCCGUAGCUGAUGGGUUAAGUAGCUUGUCUCCCGUCUCCCCGUCUCUAGCAUCUCCUCCUCCUUUUCCAUCACAAGAUGUGAGCAAAAGUGACCUGUCAUGUGCCAAAACAGAUGUGAAAGGGAUGACACCUCUAAGCCGCUCGGCUCCUACCAAUCUCUACCUCGUUCACUCUGACCAUGCUUACCAGGCCACAGCUCCUGUGAACAUUCCAGGAACAACAAAGUUCACUCCCAAUGGAAAUAGCUUUAGCAUCUCCUGGCAAUCACCCCCAGUUACCUUCACUGGCAUUCCAAUUUCACCAACUCACACACGUCCUGCAGGGAGUGGAGAGAAGAAGCAGCAGAUUCAGACCGUUCUGUCAUCCCCUCCUAGACUGUCAGUUGGCCUAAGAAAACCGAGAGGAGAGGGGAAGAAAUGUCGCAAAGUGUAUGGGAUGGAGAACAGAGAUAUGUGGUGCACAGCUUGUCGUUGGAAGAAGGCCUGCCAGAGGUUCAUUGACUAAAGCAUGGAAAAAACGAUGGAGGGGUAUGGAGUGAUUUAUGGCAGGAUUUUCUCGCUACAGCCAGGCUGUGUGAUUUUCUUCUUCUUUUUCUGUCCACUUCCUUCAGUGCUGGCUUCUACUUUGCACUCUAAGGUGAAGUAGUUAUACCCCAAGAGAAGGACUUCUUCGAAGCCAACAUGCAGCAAUAUAGUGCGAAUUAAACAAAAACAAAACCUUCAAAAAGUUUUGAAGCAGGAGCAGCUAUAUGUCUUUUUUUUUCUUUAAAAGAAAAAAAAGAAAAGAACUCUCUUUAAUAACCUUGAACAAUUUGCCUGCCGGGACCAUGUGUUUUUUCACACUGCAUUAUUGUCUGUGUUGUGAACUUUGGGAUGGGGAGGGUGGGGAAUCAAGUGAUACUUCUUUUCCUAAAAUGUUUAUGCACCACACAAAUGCAUAACAUAAGCUACAGUUUUCUCAAGAGCAGCUCUCCCAGGAGUGGUGAAUAAUUAUAAUGUGAGCAAGUCUUGAUUCAGAAGUGGGAAGUGUCCUUUAGAGGUACUAGGAUGCGGCUUUGCUGGAAAGACAAGCAUCCUUGUGAAGAAUCUUUUGUGAGAGGUCUCAAACCUGAAGCCCAAGCACAAGUCUUGUUUCUGUGCUAAAGGAGGAUACCUGGAGAGGGCAGGGGAAUCACCAGCACACCCAAACUAAAAAGUACAACCACAAGUGGGAAGGGAGCCAAUAACAUUAAACGACCUUUGGUUGAAAUAAGAAUAAGAACUUGGGUUCUAAUAUGAUCUUCCUAGAAGUGAUUGCAGGAAAAUUCUUUGUGCUAAAGGUCCUGUUAAGGAGAAGCAUGGGCAGCCAUGUGGACUUUUGUCAGCAUUUAUUCAGGGAUGUGACGAUCCAAACCAGCAGCUUCCUUCCCUGCCUUUUUAUAUGACAUUCUGAAAUGAACAGAUCAGUUAAAAUACAAGGCAUUAUUUCUGGGGGUAAAGGCUACAUGGAGGAAAACAGCUCAACAACAACUUCUUAAAUGCUUUCCAAUAAGUAAAAUAUGAGUGUAGCAUAGCAGUUAUAUGUGUAUAUAAAAAAAUCCUUAGAGGGUAAAGUUGUUUCAAGGUCAGAAAUAAAAGGUCUUCAAGCUGCCUUGCACUUUGAUAGGUCUUGGUGCUUUAGUGUAAUUUAGUAUUGGGGGGUGGGGUCCAUUAGAAGGCACAGAUUAUAUUAGUGGGGUGGUGGCUGAGCGAGCUUUUGAAAAUCAGUGGGGAAAAUGCAUACAGGUAGAUAGAAAUUGUUUGUCUGAGCAGGCCCUACUAAAACAAAAUGAGAUUGGUGCAAUAGCACAAUGGGGUACUUGUUCUUAAAACAUCCUGGUGGAUUUUGUCCUGUGAUAUUAACUCAGGUGGAAAAAGAAUGGUAUCCCAAGUUGGGAAAACAAGAGCAAGAAUGGGAGCCUAUGUGGAUGUCAGUCCAACUAUUGCAUGACUACAAGUCAUAGGCAAAUUUUAUUUUUUGUAAGACCACAGAUACUGGUGUCUACCGAUGGCUAUGGGGGGCAGCACAACGUUUAAUUGGAGCACAGAAUCUAUAGCUAGGGUUGGUCCUCAUGCAAACUUAAAAAAAAUAGCUUUAAUAAUAGGCCUCUUCCUUUGUAGGGUUCUGUACAGGUAAGCCUAAGAUUCCAAAACAAGCGUAUUUGGGAAACGACUGGGUUGCAUCAAUAGGGUUCUCCCAUGUAAGCAGUCCCAAAAGAAAUUCAAGCAGUUUUCUCUAACACCUCCAAAGAACACAGUCCUACAGAUCUUGAGCUGAUGCAGUCAGUCUUAACAGCUGCGGGAUAAGGAUCAUGCCCUCCUGGAGAUGUGGCAGUGAAAUAACAGAAGGCAUGAGUUCAAUACAAA
Messenger RNA from Podarcis raffonei (Aeolian wall lizard), 3639 nucleotides. It is a transcript of the gene ZNF704, whose product is annotated as zinc finger protein 704. Gene Ontology annotation, molecular function: RNA polymerase II cis-regulatory region sequence-specific DNA binding; DNA-binding transcription factor activity. The record is from RefSeq and is a predicted model, not a curated record. The transcript is spliced from 9 exons. Gene Ontology annotation, cellular component: nucleus. Gene Ontology annotation, biological process: regulation of transcription by RNA polymerase II. The coding region runs from base 188 to 1759 and encodes 523 amino acids. NCBI's taxonomy places the organism in Eukaryota, Metazoa, Chordata, Lepidosauria, Squamata, Lacertidae.